Messenger RNA from Hirsutella rhossiliensis, 777 nucleotides. RefSeq names its product short chain dehydrogenase domain-containing protein. NCBI's taxonomy places the organism in Eukaryota, Fungi, Ascomycota, Sordariomycetes, Hypocreales, Ophiocordycipitaceae. Gene Ontology annotation, molecular function: oxidoreductase activity, acting on the CH-OH group of donors, NAD or NADP as acceptor. The record is from RefSeq and is a predicted model, not a curated record. The transcript has 4 exons. The coding region runs from base 1 to 777 and encodes 258 amino acids.
AUGUCUUCGGUUCUGAUUGUGGGUGCUACGAGGGGCCUGGGGGCAAGCCUGGCCAAGCAGUACGCCGCCCGUGCCGGCGCCGCCGUGUACGGCACGACGCGGUCCCAGAGCGUGCCCCCUGGCUUCCCCCCGCAGGUCAAAUGGCUGCCCGGCAUCGACCUCAUGGACGCGGGCGUGGGCGAAGCUCUCGUCAAGCAGCUGGGCGACGCGAAGCCGCUGUCUGCCGUUAUCAUCACGGCGGGCCACUUCACGACCGAGGACCUGACGGCCGACAAGGGCCCCAACUGGGAGGAGGAGCAGCGCAUGUACACGACCAGCUCCAUCGCGCCCGUCUUCAUCGUGCACCGGCUCGUGGGUGCGGGGCUCGUGCACAGCGGCUCGCGCAUCGUCCUGGUGUCGUCCGAGGCCGGCAGCAUCGCCCUGCGGCACGCCAAGGAAGGCGGCGGCAACUACGCGCACCACGCCAGCAAGGCGGCGCUCAACAUGGUGGGCAAGCUGCUCAGCCUGGACCUCGGGGACAAGGGCGUCGUCGUCAGCAUCGUGCACCCGGGGUUCAUGCGCACCGACAUGACCAGGGGGGUCGGCUUUGAUCAGUACUGGGACGCAGGCGGAGCGGUCACCCCCGACGAGGCGGCGACGAGCUUGAUGGCGUGGACCGACGAGCUGGACAUGUCCAAGACCGGCGAGUACUGGGCUCCCAGGGGGCCAGGCGAUAUUGGGACGGCGGAGGCGGUUCUCGGACAGGGACUUGGCACUCCGCUGCAUUUACCUUGGUGA